UAAAGCAUUGUUAAUUGCUUGGGCCGAAUGAAAGCAUAACCCAAAUACAAGGCUUGAAGCAGAGCAGUAGACAGCGUGGGCGUUACGCACCGAAACAAACCCCUUUUUAGUUGGGUUACCUGUUGCGCAAUCUAUUAUAGGGAGCUUCGAGGGUUGAUCCUCUGGUGCGACAAUCAGCACAAAAGAAAAUGUUUUUUGAUGGAUACGGAUAUCAUGGGACAUCAUUUGAGCAGACAUAUCGAUGCUACCCUGCUUCUUUUAUUGAAAAGCCCCAAAUUGAAAGUGGUGACAAAAUUAUAAUGCCUCCAUCAGCCCUUGACCGUCUAGCAUCUCUGCAUAUUGAUUACCCAAUGUUGUUUGAACUCCGUAAUGAUGCUGCUGAGCGGGUUUCUCAUUGUGGGGUUCUGGAGUUCAUCGCAGAAGAAGGCAUGAUAUACAUGCCAUACUGGAUGAUGGAGAACAUGCUUUUACAAGAGGGGGACAUUGUUAGAGUGAAAAAUGUGACACUUCCAAAGGGGACAUAUGUUAAGUUACAGCCCCACACAAAAGACUUUUUGGAUAUUUCCAAUCCAAAAGCUAUCUUAGAGACAACAUUGAGGAAUUUUUCCUGCUUGACUACUGGUGAUAGUAUUAUGGUGGCGUACAACAACAAGAAAUAUUACAUAGAUAUUAUAGAAACUAAGCCUGCCAAUGCUAUAAGCAUAAUUGAAACCGACUGUGAGGUGGACUUUGCUCCUCCCUUAGAUUACAAGGAACCUGAAAGGCCCAUUGCUCCACAUUCUGCAGGAAAAGCAUCCGAGGCUGCUGAGGAGACUCCUGCUGAAACUGAGCCCAAGUUCAACCCAUUUUCUGGAACUGGGAGACGCUUGGAUGGAAAACCUUUGAAGUAUCAGCCCCCUCCAGUUUCUUCUUCAGGGUCCAAGGACACGAAACCUGAUGUUCCGAGUGUUAAUGCACAGUCUUCUACAGCUUCUAGUUCACAAAGUAAUGCUCGUCAAUCUCAGGGAAAGCUUGUGUUUGGGUCAAAUGCAAACCGUACUAAAGAGACAGAAAAGGCAAAAGAGUCAAAACAAGAACCACUUAAAGAGAAAGAAGAGGCGAAAUUUCAGCCUUUUACAGGAAAGAAGUAUUCUUUACGGGGUUAGUUUAUAUAAAUUAAAUGCUUUUUAACUUUUAAUGUAAGUUACUUCGUUGGUCUGUCCAUGGAUCCAAGUCUAUUGCAAAAACUUGUAUUUCAUUUUUCUAUUGUAGUAUAAAAAAAGAUAGAGCCGUAGACGCCACAGAAAAUACUUGGAAGUUACCUUAAUUACUUCUGAAUGAAGCUCUUUGCAAUGGUGUCUCGGAUUCUUAUGUUACGUAUCAGCUGCAAAGG
Molecule: messenger RNA, 1372 nt
Organism: Abrus precatorius (Indian licorice)
Lineage: Eukaryota; Viridiplantae; Streptophyta; Magnoliopsida; Fabales; Fabaceae
Product: ubiquitin fusion degradation protein 1 homolog
Exons: 10
Coding region: 189-1145 (318 amino acids)
Cellular component (GO): VCP-NPL4-UFD1 AAA ATPase complex
Molecular function (GO): polyubiquitin modification-dependent protein binding
Source: RefSeq, a predicted model, not a curated record